Messenger RNA from Tupaia belangeri chinensis (Chinese tree shrew), 3807 nucleotides. RefSeq names its product cytidine monophosphate-N-acetylneuraminic acid hydroxylase. Gene Ontology annotation, cellular component: cytoplasm. Lineage: Eukaryota; Metazoa; Chordata; Mammalia; Scandentia; Tupaiidae. The coding region runs from base 210 to 1943 and encodes 577 amino acids. The record is from RefSeq and is a predicted model, not a curated record. Gene Ontology annotation, molecular function: CMP-N-acetylneuraminate monooxygenase activity; 2 iron, 2 sulfur cluster binding. The transcript has 15 exons. Gene Ontology annotation, biological process: CMP-N-acetylneuraminate metabolic process.
GAGGGCUGCUUGGAGCUGAAGACUGUCAGGCUCCUCCAUGAGUGAGGUGUGGCUGAGAGGAAGCCAGUGCGGAACGGAAGCUGCGGGCUGCAGCUGGGGUAAACAUUUCGCCCUUGGGCUGCCCUGCUGGAGGCUCUGCGGGCGCGGGCGGAGGAGCAACAGGAAGGCAGCUGUGCUCCAGGGAGAGCCCUGGAGAGGGACCAGGGAGCAUGGACAGCCACGAGCAGACGGCCGAGACCCUGCUGCGCCUGACACCCGCUCAAGUGGCAGAUCUCAAGGAGGGGCUCAACUUCUUUCGCAAUAAGAGCACUGGCAGGGACUUCAUCCUUUACAAGAGCGACAGCCGCCUGCGGGCCUGCAGGAACAGGUGCAAGCACCAGGGCGGCCUCUUCAUCAGGGACAUGGAGGACCUGGAUGGCAGGUCCGUGAAGUGCACGAAGCACAACUGGAGGCUGGACGUGAGCACCAUGAAGUACAUCAACCCCCCGGGGAGCUUCUGCCAGGACGAGCUCGUUGUUGAAAUGGAUGAAAACAACGGACUUUUACUUCUAGAGCUGAACCCUCCUAACCCCUGGGAUUCGGAACCCAGAGCGCCUGAGGAGCUGGCUUUUGGGGAAGUGCAGAUAACGUAUCUCACUCACGCCUGCAUGGACCUCAAGUUGGGAGAUAAGAGGAUGAUAUUUGACCCUUGGCUAACUGGCCCCGCUUUUGCCCGGGGAUGGUGGCUGCUCCACGAGCCUCCAUCGGAUUGGUUGGAGAGGCUGUGCCGAGCAGACCUGGUGUACAUCAGUCACAUGCACUCGGACCACCUGAGUUAUCCUACACUGAAGAAGCUUGCCAGGAGAAGGCCAGAUAUCCCCAUUUAUGUUGGGAACACGGAAAGACCUGUCUUUUGGCACCUGGCUCAGAGCGGCGUCCGGUUGACUAACAUCAACGUGGUGCCAUUUGGAAUAUGGCAAAAGGUAGACAAAAACCUUCGGUUCAUGAUCUUGAUGGAUGGCAUUCAUCCUGAGAUGGACACUUGCAUUAUUGUGGAGUACAAAGGUCAUAAGAUUCUGAACACGGUGGACUGCACCCGACCCAACGGGGGAAGGCUGCCGGAGAAGGUUGCUCUGAUGAUGAGUGACUUCGCUGGAGGAGCUUCAGGCUUUCCGAUGACCUUCAGCGGUGGAAAGUUUACUGAGGAGUGGAAGGCCCAGUUCAUCAAGACGGAGAGGAGGAAGCUGCUGAACUACAAGGCCCAGCUGGUGAAGGACCUGCAGCCCCGAGUCUUCUGCCCCUUCGCGGGGUAUUUCGUGGAGGCCCACCCCGCAGACAAGUACAUUAAGGAAACGAACAUCAAAAACGACCCGAACGAACUCAACAAUCUCAUCAAGAAAAACUCCGAGGUGGUAACGUGGACGCCGCGACCCGGAGCCGUCCUCGAUCUGGGGAGACUGCUCAAGGACCCGGCAGACAGCCAGGGCAUCGUGGAGCCACCAGAGGGGACGAAAGUUUACAAGGAUUCCUGGGACUUCGAGCCGUACUUGAAAAUCUUGAAUGCUGCUGUGGCAGACGAGAUUUUCCUUCACCCCUCCUGGAUAAGAGAGUACUUCACAUGGGCCGGAUUUAAGGAGUACAACCUCGUGGUCAGGAUGACAGAGACGGACGAGGACUUCAACCCGCUUCCUGGGGGCUACGACUACUUGGUGGACUUUCUAGACCUGUCCUUCCCGAAGGAAAGGCCACAGCGGCAGCACGCCUACGAGGAGAUCCGCAGCCGCGUGGACGUCGUCAGACACGUGGUACGCAACGGGCUGCUCUGGGACGACUUGUACAUAGGCUUCCAGACCCGGCUCCGGCGGGACCCCGACGUGUACCACCACCUGUUUUGGAAUCAUUUUCAAAUAAAACUCCCGCUAACGCCACCCAACUGGAGGGCGUUCCUGAUGCACUGUGGGUAGAGCAGUCGCGGGACGUCCCAGGAUCUUGGGCACGCACGCACACACGCCCGGUUUGAGUUUGAAGCCACCGUGUCCGGGACGCGAACCGCGGUCAACUACGUGGGAGUCCAGCGACACAGCCAUUAUGCUAACUGCUGGUUCCCUGGAGAUGUGGUCUUAUUAGCCGAAUUAGAAAACCUGUUUGAACAGGCUGGUGGUGAACAGCAAGUCCUCGGCUUGGGCACUGCCUCACACGUGCACUCACGUUCCCUGCAGGCGGCUCUCACCGCGUCGGGCUGCAGUAGUCUCCCCCAGCGGACGCUGGGUUUAAGAGCAGAGCCUGUGCCUGGGACACCCAGCACGCACACGACCGUUCAUCGCACGUACUGCAGCAACGUCGUCUCCCACUGUCAGCGUGACUCGCCUCUUAACAGAGGCUUCCGAGUCUUUACCAGUGAGAUCAAGGGUCAGAUGGGAAACCUUUCCACCCUCUCCAGUUACGGGGGUCUUCGGUCGGUGUUCUAGACUAGCAGGAGGCGCUGGGCCGGAUCUCGUGGGUGACGAGUCCCAGCUAGAGGGAGUGCAGAGGGAGGACACGGACACGCCGCUGCACCACGGGCAGGUGCUCCCGAGCUCGGCGUCUGCUUCGCGGAGACGGAAGACAGGACGCUGGCAUCUCAUGUUACGACAGGAUCAGGAGGAGGGUGCUGGGGACACAGUAUUCUGGGUGGUGAGGGGAGAGUGGUUUAAAAUUGGGUAAAGAUUUUUUUCUUUUUAAUUUGUUUCUUCUAAGAAACGAGGAACAGUCACCGUGGGGGGCGGGGCGCUUUCUCACUUUCCCUCUCUCGCUCUCUCUGCUGAGCACACGUGCCCUACAGCAAAAACCCAACUUCAUCAAUAAGUAACAAUGCGUAGCUACAUGACAACAACAAUAGGUAACAGUGCACAGCUACAUGACAAUAACAAUAAAUAACAAUGCAUAGCUACAUGACAACAACAAUAAAUAACAAUGCAUAGCUACACUACAACAACAAUAAAUAACAAUGCACAGCUACAUGACAACAACAAUAGGUAACAGUGCACAGCUACAUGACAAUAACAAUAAAUAACAAUGCACAGCUACAUGACAAUAACAAUAAAUAACAAUGCAUAGCUACAUGACAACAACAAUAAAUAACAAUGCAUAGCUACAUGACAAUAACAAGUAACAAUGCAUAGCUACAUGACAAUAACAAGUAACAAUGCAUAGCUACAUGACAAUAACAAUAAAUAACAAUGCAUAGCUACAUGACAACAACAACAAUAAAUAACAAUGCACAGCUACAUGACAAUAACAAUAGGUAACAAUGCACAGCUACAUGACAAUAACAAUAAGUAACAAUGCAUAGCUACAUGACAAUAACAAUAAAUAACAAUGCACAGCUACAUGACAAUAACAAUAAAUACACACCUCAGUAAGUAACUCAGGAGGGGGUGCCACGGUUCCACACUUCCCCGGGGGCCUUCCCGCUCACAGAACAGCUUGGACUAAAGAAUAAGGGGGAGAACUGGUCCCCAGGCAGGAAGGACUGGAGAGUGCUGACGUGACAUUCACUCUGUGCCGUACUCCUCCUAUUGCUCCUCACAGGGAGGCAAAGCAAGGCGAAGAAUUCGAGAAGCUUCUGGUGGUACCUCUUGAACACGAGACGUUGAUACCAAAGACUGCGCUUUCUGACGUCGGCCAUGGGUCAGGCCCGUUGCCCUGUGGAAUGUUGGCCUGACUCACAGUCACGGAUCACUACACGGCCAGAUUGAAAAUAUUCAACUUGUCCCCCAGCCAUAAUCCUUAGAAGCACCAAGGAAUCCAAUCAAAAAAAGAAAAAAAAAAAAAACUCCAUGAAAAACG